AUGUCAAAGCCUAGCGUCCUCCUCAUCGGCGGCUUGACCCACGCGAACAACGAGUGGAAUGCCUACGGCUCGAAAUAUAAUCUGAAAGAGUUCCUUGAUGGAGAUCGCCAGCAGUUCCUGUCCAACCUGAAAAAAGGAGAGUACGACGACGUAAUUGCACUGUAUCGUUCAAAUAAUUCGGUCGCACAGACUGGCCCCUUCGAUAAGGAACUUGUUUCUUUGUUGCCCAAGUCUCUGAAGUUCAUAUGUCACAACGGUGCGGGCUAUGACAACAUCGACGUGGAUGCCUGCACUCAGAAAGGAUUGAAGGUUUCAAGUACACCGAUUGCCGUUGACAACGCAACCGCUGAUGUUGGAGUCUUUAUCUUAUUGGGCGCCUUGAGACAAGCCUGGGUACCGUUGAAAGCGAUAAAAGAAGGAACGUGGAGGGGAAGCGCAUCUCUUGGACACGACCCCAAUGGCAAACUGCUCGGAAUUUUGGGUAUGGGUGGAAUCGGAAGGGCAAUGGCCCAACGAGCCCGAGCAUUUGGCAUGAAAAUCGCCUACCACAACAGAUCGAGGCUACCCAAAGAACUCGAGGGUGAUGCCACCUACCUCUCCUUUGACCAAUUACUUGCACAAUCCGAUGUCCUAAGCCUCAACUUGUCCCUGAACGCGAAGACUCGCCACAUCAUUUCUGCUCCAGAGUUUGCGAAGAUGAAAGACGGUGUCAUUAUUGUAAACACUGCUCGAGGCGCCCUGAUCAACGAGAAGGACUUGGUCGCGGCACUCGACAAUGGGAAGGUCGCAUCCGUGGGGUUAGACGUGUUUGAAAACGAGCCUGAGAUUGAAGAAGGUCUGUUGAAGAGUGACAAAGCGUUCAUCGUGCCUCACAUCGGUACCAUGACUUAUGAAACGCAACGAGAGAUGGAGUUGUUGGUCUUGCACAAUCUGGAGAACGCGGUUGACAAAGGGUCGCUAUUGACACCGAUUCCCGAGCAGAAGAGCAAGUCGAAUGGGAAUUUAUGA
Molecule: messenger RNA, 1008 nt
Organism: Exophiala viscosa
Lineage: Eukaryota; Fungi; Ascomycota; Eurotiomycetes; Chaetothyriales; Herpotrichiellaceae
Product: D-3-phosphoglycerate dehydrogenase
Exons: 2
Coding region: 1-1008 (335 amino acids)
Molecular function (GO): oxidoreductase activity, acting on the CH-OH group of donors, NAD or NADP as acceptor; NAD binding
Source: RefSeq, a predicted model, not a curated record